Molecule: messenger RNA, 4976 nt
Organism: Sitodiplosis mosellana (orange wheat blossom midge)
Lineage: Eukaryota; Metazoa; Arthropoda; Insecta; Diptera; Cecidomyiidae
Gene: Agpat1
Product: 1-acyl-sn-glycerol-3-phosphate acyltransferase alpha
Exons: 3
Coding region: 2210-3256 (348 amino acids)
Biological process (GO): phosphatidic acid biosynthetic process
Cellular component (GO): endoplasmic reticulum; membrane
Molecular function (GO): 1-acylglycerol-3-phosphate O-acyltransferase activity
Source: RefSeq, a predicted model, not a curated record
GUAUCGUUGUGCCAUUUGAACACACCAAAUGUGUAUAAUGUCAAAUUGUUCCGCUCUGGAAAUUUUCCAACUACAAGAAAUGUAAAUAAUACACAAAAGACAUACAAAUGAUGUGUAUGCUUGAAUUUUUCCCAGUGAAAAUAUGUCUUAUGCGCAUAAUACGGGCAAUUGCUUGAAAACGUAUACAGACGAAUCGGCCACUCAUAAUAACAUCGAAAAUUGAAAGGACACUGUGAGAAAACGAACAAUCGUCGGAAAAGUACGAAUUGAAAUUCGGUUGAAUCAAGUGUAAAAUUUAAUGUGAAUUCAGUUUUUUUGUAAAUGAUCGUUUAUAAUGUGUGAAAAUUGUGAAAUAUUAACAAACGAGAACGAAUUGAAUUUUUGAUGCCUUAAAAACAUGUGAACGCAUCCAAAUGACUGCAAUUUUAUGACGAAAUGAAGUUUCAAUGACAUGAAAUGAAGUGAAUUGUGUGUAUUUAAUUGAGAAACAACGAGGAAUAGGCGCGUUGGCUGUUUAUUUAACGACGCGGGUGAGAGCACGAGAAUAGCCAGUGUUGUGUUUCAGCAAGUCGUCAAAUAAGAACAUACAGUACAUACAUUGUCGCUGUACCGUAUGCCAUGCAUUAAAAGUUGAUUGAAGUGAGAACUGUAGAGAAUCUACGUCAAAGCGAAUACGAGAUCAUUAUACUGGUAAUUGUCUUGACAACGACGACGAUAUCAUCAUAAAUGAAAAAAAAACCAAGAGCAAUGAAACUUAAAGCGAAUCCAAUUGAUUUAGUUUAAGCUGGCACGCUGUCCGAAUGGUACUUUUGUGAAAACACGACUCAGACAGAGCAACAGUAUUUGAUAAAAGUUUGAGGCAACGUUUUCUUCUUCUUCUUUACUAAAACUAAUGGAAAACACAACCAGAUGUUAAGUUACCGAAAACAAACAGACUUUUCAUUCAACACUCGACUUUAAAUGUAUUGGUUUGCAUACAGUUAUAUCUAUGUGUUUCAUUGAAAUGUGAAUUCCCGAGCUGCUCCAGUGUGUUAGACAGAACGGAUUUGCGAUUUUGUCUCGAUUCUAUGUGGUGUAAAUGCUUUACGAGCUUCAGUGCGGCGUAACAAGUUGUCAGCGUUCAGUUAGUGAUUGAAAGUCGACCAAUUCAUAAGUGAAUCAAUGAAGUGUAACGAAAUGCCCGUUAAAUUUGCUAUCGAGAUUUUGAAUUUGUCGAAAAAUUUCGUUUCUUUCAAAAUUCACAUACGCGUCGUUGUACAACAUUUUUCGGAACUUCGACUAUUGCAUUGCAAUACGUAAAAAUAGAAUCGACGUGAAAGCGAAUAGAUCAUUAUACUGAGUAAUAUUUUUUUAUAAGAAAGAAAAGGAAAAAUAUAACAAAAGGUGUCCAAAAAAAAAACGUCGGCCCAUAAUCCGAAAACAUAUGAAUUACAUUUUGUUUACGCACGCAAAUAAGUAUUAACGUUUUAUUUUGUGUCAAACAAUUGGAUUGAGCUGUUCAAAGCCGUUUCGCAGACAACAAACAGACAGAUAAACAAAAAAAGACAACAAUCCUGUGUUGACAAUACAUUCAUCAAAAAUGUAAAUGUUCAUUUCGGCGGAUUCUUAUCUGUGACAAUCAUCGCGGUCAAUUUGUUCUUCGGUUCAUAAGCCCGUCAAUUACAAGUGUAAUUUACGUUCAGCUGAUGAAACAUAUUGAACAUGAUUCGGAGUUAAUCACCAAGAACCAAACCAAAAAAAAAGUUAGUUAUUCAAAACAAACAGACCGUUUAAUCGAAGCGUAUCCACUUAAUCGUCGCCCGAUAUUCGUCACAAUAGCCACAUUUUCGGACUUUUAGCAAAUAGCACCGUCGUGAAAACUGAAUAAAGACAACCUAGUGAUACAUUUUAUUUAUGUGCAGAUUACAACGAAAUAUUCCGUUUGAUUCCGUGAUACGGUGGUGACGUGUGGAAAGCGAAGCAAAACCGAAGAAAGAGAAGAAAAAAAAACAUUUAAGAAAAACAGAAUCAGCAAUUUGUUGGUUUGUGAUUUUCAAACGAUGACAGUGCAUUGACUGCAACAUUAAAAAUAAAACGGAGAAAAUAAGUGAGGCGCGACAACAAAGGAAUCAAAAUAAGUGUUAACGGAAUAGGGAAUAUUCCCAAAGGAACAACGGAUACAUCACACCUCAAACAAUUGAACCACACACGAACCAAGAUUAUUCAACAUAUGGAGUUUUACCGAGUGAACAUGGCAUCGACAACAUAUUUCGAAAUUUUUGUGAUAUGCAUGAUACUGUUGCUACCAUUUCUUUACGAAACCAGCCAUGUAUUUCGAUACUACUUCAAAUUCGGCGUAUACUAUUCCAUGGUAUCGAUUAAUUCAAUCAUACUUAUACCGCCCAUGCUGUUUCGUCCGUGUGAUGUUAAAAAUUUAUUAUUAGCUAGUUCGUUUUGCCAUCACAUAUCAACUGUGUUGGGCCUGAAAUGGGAGCUGCGCGGCAAAGUGCACUUGGAAAAGGAGCAAGCAUGUAUCAUUGUGGCUAAUCAUCAAAGUUCAUUGGACAUUUUGGGAAUGUUUGAUAUUUGGCCCGUUAUGAAUAAGUGCACAGUGGUGGCAAAGCGUGAGCUAUUUUUUGCAUGGCCCUUUGGAUUGGCUGCUUGGCUGUGCGGUUUGAUUUUCAUCAAUCGGAUGCAGUCCGAUUUGGCUCGUGAUCAUCUCAACAAAGCUUCAACCAACCUCAAGAAUAAAAAGAUCAAAUUAUGGAUAUUCCCAGAAGGGACACGUCGAAACACCGGCCAAUUGCAUCCAUUCAAGAAGGGAGCAUUCCAUGUUGCUAUCGACGCGCAAAUACCAAUUCUACCAGUCGUCUUCAGUUCGUAUCAAACAUUUUUGGACGAUAAGAAUAAGCAUUUAAAUAGCGGUCACAUAAUCAUCACCACAUUACCACCGAUCCCAACCGCUGGAUUAACUAAAAUCGAUUUGGAUCAAUUGAUCCAAAAAACCUACGACACAAUGAAUAACGUGUAUCAAUUGACGUCGAAAGAGGUGGUCGAAGAGCUCGAAUCUACCGAACGAUCGUUGAAAAAGAAAUCAUCAUUUGUGACCAGAGCAAUGAAUACGGCUUCAACGUUUGCCAGCAACAUACGUAGUGACAGUAUCAACAGUAGUCGACAUUGUGUCAUCGAUGACGAUACCAAUGAGUUCAGUCAUCAAUAUACAACAAUUAUACAGAAGCAUAAUCACAGAGUGACAUCGCCACCAACGGCUAACUAGAAUGAAUUCCAGAAAUCCGUCUAUUUCUCUCCUAUUGUUUAAUUUGGUCAAUAUUUUUCAGUCAGUGACUGGCAUUUUGGUAUGGAAAGAAAACAAAAAAAUGGGAACUACUAGGGAAAUUUUGUAUUAUGUCGAUAUGUUUAUAUGUUUCGAUAUUUAUUAUAUACCGAAUUCGGUAUUUCACCAUUAUGGAAAAUGGUAAAUGGAAUGGGAACUGAUUUCUCAGUCGAUGGACUUUUUUUUACACGAAUCGCUUUUUCUUAACUCAUUUAGCUCUUCUUUCUUGAACUGAAACAAUUUGCACUCACAGAAACCAAAGAUACAAUGAAUAUGCUUUUAGGGCAAUAUUUUGGUAUAUCGAUAAAUGUUCACACACACUCUCUAAAUGAACUUGAAACAUAAUUGUAGCAUAUAACUGGAUUAGAAUGCUGGCCAUAUUCAUUACACAUUGAAACGUACUGUAGAUAUCAAUGAUAUAGUAUAAAUACCUAUUCAUUGUCACAUCCUCUCUUAUCACUUCAGACAGAGUUUCAGCCAUAGCACAAGUUCAUGAAGAAUGGAAUUUGUUGGAUAGACAAAGCGAUCAACAUUCACUUUAUUACCAAAUUCUUAGAUUUUAAGUGACAACUAAGUUGUCACAACUUUUUUUAUGUAUGAAUAAUCAACUUCAGCUUAGUUUUUUCUUGUCUCUCUCCUAUAUGAGUAAUUAUGGGUUUUUUCCAUUUUUUACAUGAAACUUUAUUAAAUAAAAAAAAAUAAUGAUAAAACACAUACGGUUAUAAUCCAUACAAAUCAAAAAUUAUCAAUGAAUUUACCAUUCAAUCAACAAACACCAAUUUGAUGAGAGAAAACAAAUAUUUAGUAUUUAAGUGUAUACAAAGAAGAAAUUUUCAUUGGGAUUAUCUAAAAAAAUUGACCUUUUCAACACCAAUUCGCUUCAUUCCAAUAUAAAAUUCUGCAAUUGACUUUUCGACCAAAUACUUUCAGAUCAAAUGAAUUCGUCUACUAUUCUGUUCAAUACCUUUCAUUCUUUUUACUUCGUCAAAAUACCAACCAUUGUUAGAAACUUUGAACCAUUGCAAAAGAAUUCUUUUUCGCAUUUAACACAAUUCACAUGGUUAGGUAUAUCAAUGUCUGGACCUAUCCCAAUAAAAUAAUGAUUGAUGUUCAUUAUUUAUCAAUGAAAAUACCGAAAAAAAAAGUUUACUACAGAUUCGUAGGAAACAUCAAACUAUUGGCCAACUGUAUUUACGUUGUUAUGCAUACCAUUUAAUUUUGUUUAUUUGCACGAAUUUAACGCAACCGAAAACUCUUUUAUGAACUUUUUUUUAAAAAGAAAACAAAAAAGACUGCGUAAAGAAUGGUUUAUGUUGUAAAGGUAUUCUUAGCAAUAGAAAUUAUCGUUGCACAUGCUGUCGUUUAUCGUUGUAUAACAGGCAAAAUUCACCAUGUAACAAUUCGCUGUGGAUAUUUUGUAAGAUAAAAGUAUUUGCGCAAAGACAAGAGCUGUUGCUAAGUAUACGCUUAUCGCCGAAAAAAAAAUCCGAUAAAAAUCCAAACACAGAAAUGUUGUGUUCCAUCAAAUCAACAGCUUUUAGUGUAAUUCGUUCAGCAAAAAUUAUGGCGAGGGAUCUCAUACGAUAGACACGAAUUAUAUUGAAGAAAAAAAUGGAAAAACCAAAAUUCAAUGUAAAAUAUAUUCUCUUCUAAAUAAACAUAA